Pieris rapae (cabbage white) is the source of this 673-nucleotide messenger RNA. RefSeq names its product SOSS complex subunit C homolog B. Lineage: Eukaryota; Metazoa; Arthropoda; Insecta; Lepidoptera; Pieridae. Gene Ontology annotation, biological process: DNA repair. The transcript has 3 exons. The coding region runs from base 326 to 673 and encodes 115 amino acids. Gene Ontology annotation, cellular component: SOSS complex; nucleoplasm; nucleus. The record is from RefSeq and is a predicted model, not a curated record.
UAAGACUGUCUGAAUAUCGCGUAGCGUAAUAGCCCUUUAUGUUAAUUACACCAAAAAGUAUCUCACUUUUCCGUGAUAAGAUCAGUGAUCUGUGAUUGCGACAAUGGACAUGAUUUCUAAUAUUUUAUUGGAGUCUUUACAAUUUGCUCUUGUCGUUUGUCAGUUAUCAAAACUGUAAUGUAAACAAUAUAUUUUCUAAAUUAUAAACUUUUUAAAUAUACUAUAAAAUUCAUCAAUCUAAUCUUAUUGAGUUAGUAGCCUCGAAAAUCAAUUAUUAUUUUAAUACUGUUAAAUCUAUACUCCCUAAUUUCUAUUGCUUUAUUAGAUGGCGUUUCCUCAGCCUAAUGCACAAAGAGAGUUAACGAACAGGAAGAUUUUAGAAGAAUUACAACUAAAAAAGCAAAUGCUCCUCAAACAAGGAGCCGUUGCCCCACUCACUGCAACCACUAUUUCACUGACCCAGUCAAAUCCUGUCAGCCAGCUGCCUAUGUGCUCUAUACCACCACUUUCUGCGACUGCUGGAUACCCACAGUUACCAGAAGCAAAUAUAGUAAACACAAGCCACAGGGCAGCACUCCAACACGCUAACGCGACGUCUUGUGGUUACUUUGUUUCUCAAGACUCUUCUUUUGGAAAUCAAAUAUUACCUGUUCUACCCCGUUUUGAUAAAUAA